UGAUUGAGUCGAAUUAUUACCCUCUAGCAGUCAUAUCAUUUCCACACAAGCGCUGUAAGAUACAUUAUUAUGCACACACGUCGAGCAAAAUUACUGCUGAUCGAUACUGCCGUGUACAGGUCACAUGUAAUAUGAAAUCGGUGACAUACUUUCGAACGAGACUCACACAUAACAAUGCUAAGACCCAGGUGAGCCUGAGCACAAUGUAAGGUGUAAAUAUAUUGCAAGUCGCCAUUGCUCAAGAUCAAUAUAUUGCGCAGCAGGAUAUUACGCAGCUGACAGGCAACAUGUUUUUGCAGGGAUAUUCUUUCUAUAAAAAGUACUUUUUGCUGUUUUGCAUAAGUCUCGCAGUGUUGCUCAUAUGUUGGAACCACACACUUUUUCUGGAUCCGUUUACAACAGUGAUGACAGGCAAAGAUAUCAAACAAGGAGACAGUCACAGAAAUGAGGUUGAAUACAUUAGGAAUAAUACAGUGACAUAUUCAUCAAAUUCAAAUAAUGGAAUGACAAGAGGCAAAAGGUUUGUCUACCUUGUCAAUGCAAAAACCCGUACAGAAGUGACAGGAUUAAAAGCUGAUAAAGACAGAGAUGUUUUCUGGUUAACUUUUAAAGUUGGAGACAAGACAGGAAAUGUCAAUGCUCCAAACUCGACGUGGAGUUCUGGGCGCAAUAUGAUUUUAGAUUAUGCAAUAGAACAAGCAAAAAAGAGAGGUGAUGGUGGUUACUUGUACUACAUAUUCCUUGAUAAUGAUGUUAUUUUACAAAAUCGCUCAGAGCCACAUGUGAAUUGGAAACCCUGGAGUGAAAUGAAAGCAGACCCAUAUGAAAGAUUUGAGGAUUUCUUGCUGGAAUUUGAACCUGCAGUUGGUUAUGGUAGAUAUGCAGAACCUUAUCGUCAACACCAUGAGUUGGACAAACCAACUAACAUAGGUUGGGAUUUUGAUGCCUGUUUCAAUGCUUUUCACAGAGACACACUCUCCUUUCUUCUGCCAUAUGAGACAUCAAUGGACAAUAGUUCCUGGUAUAAUGCACCAUGGAUAAUGAAGCAGUUAAUUUCUAUGUUGUACAAUACUCACCGCCUUCAAUGUAAUUCGGUGUAUGUGAUAAAUGAAGCAAGACACAUGCAAAAGAAAAAAUCUGGAACAGAGUACAAAGACAAGCAAAAUUUUCAAACUCCAAGGAAUUAUCUUCUUCAUGCAUUGCAACCAAUGACACAAACCAAUCCUCUGAUUAAGAAUCAUCUCAAAGAUGCCAUUCUUAAAGGGAAUAGAAUCAGUCAAUUACAAAUACGCUAUGCCCCAGGUGUAGGACAGAAAAAAGGCAAGACAUCAUACAUUGUUACAGAUAAAUUUAUCUCAAAGUUUUGGAAUAAAAAUCAUGCCUUUGUCAAAGGAAGACUUAAAGCCCGUGCAAAAGUGGCAGAUCUUGUAAAACUGGAAGAGAAUGAGAAGACAGAAUUUGUUCCUGAACCAGUAUAUUCCUUGCCAAAUUUUAAGCUAUCACUUACACCUCCAAAAUAGUUUACUGUUUUAAAGGGGAUAUGCACUUAUGUUGAAUUUAACAUUGGGAUUCAGUUGUGGUAACAAUUUUUCUUUGUUCUUCUAAAAGGUCCAUAAAUUGGACACUUCAUAAGGAAAGAAAUGGAAUGAAUGUUAUAUACUUCUAAAAUAAGUUUACUUAUAAAUGUGAAUUAUUUAUAUAUAUUCUUUUAAACAGAUUCAUAAAACAUCAAACACCUUUGGCAAGAAAAAGCAAGACAAUUGUGUGAAUAUUACCAAACAUUCUUUUACUUUGUAAAGAAGAAACUUCUUUUAAAAAGUAUGUCAUUUUUAGAAGCAUUAAUUGAUUUUGCUUUGAAUUUCUUGUGUUUGAAUUGUCAUAACCUAUGCAAUAGUGCAGUUUAUAGACUACUGUGCACAUUGUUUCCAUACAUUGGAAUUAGUUAAUAUGUUGUGACCCAUGGAAAAGAAUAAACAUUAUGAAUAAAGUA
This is a messenger RNA of Lingula anatina, 1990 nucleotides long. RefSeq lists its product as uncharacterized. Lineage: Eukaryota; Metazoa; Brachiopoda; Lingulata; Lingulida; Lingulidae. The record is from RefSeq and is a predicted model, not a curated record.